UAUUUUGUGAAAGACUUGAACUCGUUUGACGAUUACGGCAGAAAGCGUCCACUGCAAUCAGAAAAGGAAACCGAUCAGCGUUACUCCAUUGAUAUUCUUGGUUUUGAUUCAACGUCCCGCACAAUGUUCAUGCGACAUCUGCCCCGUACUAUGGAGACGAUGAACAAACUAGGGUACGAACUUCUAUAUGGUUACACCAAGGUUGGAGAUAAUUCAGAACCAAACAUAAUACCAAUCCUUGCUGGAGAUCUUCCCGAGGCUCUACAAGAACCAAAGCUAGACAAUUUUGGGGAUAUCAACAGCGAAUGGAUUUUGCCCAGAAGUCGCAAGCUUAAUCCGGACAGAAUCCCUUUUCUCUGGAAGAUGAUGGGAAAAGGCUAG
Strongylus vulgaris is the source of this 381-nucleotide messenger RNA. Lineage: Eukaryota; Metazoa; Nematoda; Chromadorea; Rhabditida; Strongylidae. The record is from the annotation of a GenBank genome assembly.